Topomyia yanbarensis is the source of this 4966-nucleotide messenger RNA. It is a transcript of the gene spen, whose product is annotated as protein split ends. The record is from RefSeq and is a predicted model, not a curated record. The transcript has 4 exons. Gene Ontology annotation, cellular component: nucleus. The coding region runs from base 1547 to 4945 and encodes 1132 amino acids. Gene Ontology annotation, biological process: regulation of transcription by RNA polymerase II. Lineage: Eukaryota; Metazoa; Arthropoda; Insecta; Diptera; Culicidae. Gene Ontology annotation, molecular function: mRNA binding.
UCAGCUUCAGGAACGCGAUGAGUAGACAUCGAUGUAACGCGUUGUCGUCGUUGUUUCCAUCAUCAUCCACCAACAGAAAGGAGGAAAAUAGGAGCAUUCAAGCAAGCAGCAGUGAAAAAGCGAGAGAGAUAGUGCGAGGCAUAGCCGCGAAUGCUCUUGAGCAGUAUAGUAACUGAAGGAAGGAGCAAAAGAAAGAGGCAUACCGCGGAAGAAGAAAAAGAAAGUACACCGAAAAGUGGAAUAAGAAGAAGCGUAUGUCUCUUUCGAAAUAGUGUGGAAAUUUUGUAGAAGUACCAACCGAGUUUGAAAAAGUGAUUGUUAAAAAUUGUUAUACAACAGAAUUGUUGAGUGUUUCCAAUCUACGAUUGAAGGCAGUUUUACACAGAAAAUUGUAUUUUACGAUCCAAAAAGUGUAUGUGAAUUCGAAGGCAGAAAAGGUAAAUCAAGCAGCGAAAAGUCAGUGAAAAUUUCAUCUUCAUUCAGUUCAAAAGUCAAAAAUUGUUAAAAUUCCCCUCGCGAUUUAGCGUAUUUUUGAGCAUAAAAAAAAGUUCUUGUAAAUAGUUUCCCUCGAGUUCAGGAAGUUCAACGUCGUCGACCAGGAAAGAAACUGUUCUGUCGCUGUUCGGAGUAGCACUAUUGGAGUCAUUUUCUUUGAACGGAUCCCGAAUUUCAAUCAUCGCAAAAGCCUAGAGUUUGGCAGAGGAGGGCCCAACCCCGAAGUUCCCCUUGCAGGGGGAGGGGACAUGGAGCUGUUCCGUUGACCUCUAAGUCCCGUGGUCAAAGAAAGUGCGUUUUCCUCUGGUGAACAAGUGCUUCUCUUCUCAACAGUGGAAGAAGUAGAAUCUCCGGUUUUCGCUUGUUAGUGAAUAAAUAUUUCCCGGAGAAUAAAGGAAAAUAUAGCCAAAAGCAGCAGUGCAAACAUGUAAUAAGUUCUUUUCCUGAUCGGCAGUUCGGGUGCGUGAAUAGUUAGGUAAGAAAGAGCGUUCUUGGAACAUCUCUUUCGAAACCUAUAUCUCGGGUUUGUUAGGAAAGUGUUUAUGCUAAGAAGUGAUUUCCUGUUGGUGUAAUUCGGCGGCUAACGAAACGUGUUCCAGUGUCACCAAGGAGCUCAACAAAUUGUGUUCUGAAUUUCAGCAAAGUUUAUCUGUUGCCGAGCGUUUCUCAACUUUACAAUGUUUCCGGGUGUUCUGCGGCGUCCAUUACGAGUCGUCACCGUGCGGGAGAUGAUGUAACAGUUUAGCUGAUCGCCGUGUGUGGCCGCAGCUUCCGCCGUCCGUGGUAGUCCAGAUCCUCCAUCGAUCCCGGUACCCGGUCUUAAAACCGACGCCGCGUACACGCGUCCGAAUUUCGCGAAUAAUCCGUGUUGUGUGCAAAAUCGAUCGUCACCUAUCUAGUAUAUUAUUCCCCAUCCAGUUGCUCGAUUUGUGUGUGGCCGGUAAGUGUGGUUAAUAGUGAUUUUUGUUUCGAGGAAAAUUGCAAGCUUGCUUCAGUGUGGGCUGACGGCCCCCGAACGGAAAAGUCGCCUCCAUGAAGCACCUGAGGCACAAUGGUACGCGAGACUCGACAUCUUUGGGUUGGAAACUUGCCCGAAACGGUACGAGAGGACAGAAUACGCGAGCACUUUAAAAGAUAUGGCAGAGUUCAAAGUGUUAGAAUUAUCACCUCUUCAGCGUAUAACCCAACCCCCUCCACCUCCGCUACCGAUGGUGUCAGUAGCGUUGAUCCGGCGCUCAAGGAGCACGGCACCGACGGCGAUGCCCACGGGGGUAGUUGCAGCUCGCUGCUGGCGGGUGAUUUCGGCGAUAGUUCUUCGGUGGCGAACCCGGCACCCUCCUCGUCCGCUGGUGGUUCAUCGGCGGUACCUGCUGCAGGAUCAGCAGUCCAUUCGAUCGAUAUUAGCACUAGCAGUAGUAGUAGUAGUUGUAGUCAUAGUACCGGUAGUCAUAAACCUAGCUUACCGAGCAGUAAUGGUCUGGUCAUCAGUGUGUGCGCGACGAUCGCCUUCAUGGACAUUAAGUCUGCAGCAAAAGCACACACCGCCGAGCACAAGUUUGACGAUCGUAUAUUGACCACGGAGUACUAUGAACCCUCGCUACUUACGAUGCCCCCGACAGUAGCACCAUCGGCCGUCACCGGCAGCGCCAAUUGUAGUAUAACGACAGCCGGUGAUGCUAGCAGUACUAGUGCUUCUAGUACUACAAUGCACAAAUACACUAUCGGAAACAACAGUAACAGUAGCAAUAGCAUAAUUAAUUCAGGAAACAGUAUUCAGUAUUCUACACCCUCUGCUACUGCCUUCCUACCGUCGUCGGGUUCCGGAACAAUCUCGACGACGGCCGCAGCUACCAAUAGCAAUAACUGUACCAACGGUAGUUUAAGCAAGUCUGAUGCUUCCUCUGGUAGUAAACUGCUAGGCCAUCCCGACGAACAGGGCUCAUUCUAUGAGUGUAGUAAUGGCAAUGGAAGUAGCAGAACGGGCAGCUUCAACCGUCUACUAGGUGGUGCCAGUGGGGAUGGAGAUCACUGUAGCUCCACCAUUGGCAGUACCGGUGGUAACGGUCGAAGAAUGUCCGUCGCCAGUUACUCGCGCGAUCUGCUAUUACUGGAAGGUCAGAGCGGGGGUAGUAGUAAUCGAGGCAGGCCACGCGACCGGCAGCACUAUCGCAACGGACCGUACGCAGCAGUGCUUCCGGAGAGAUCGACCCCAAUCAAUCAUCAUAGGUUAUCGUCCAACAGUUGGUACAACAGCAGUGGCACCAGCAGUAGCGCCGAUAAUCUAACGAUCUCGCAGCAUCAGUCCUCCGGUGGUCCAGUGACACCCACGCGCAAUAUCUACAGUGCCGUUGUCCUGCCGGACCAUUCCAACCCGGUGUCGUCGUCGCCGUCGCCUUCACCAUCAGCGCUGCUAACAGCGAAUCCGCUAGCUGUCGUCGGAACGACCGGUUCAGCAGUGGUCAACAGCAGCUCUGCAACCAGCGAGCGCAUCAACAACAACAACUGCUAUGAUAAGCUAAGUUCUAAGAAAAAGUUAAAGUCACGCUCGUCCGAUUCGGAGUCGCCCAGUGACGGGGGACAUCAUCAUCAGCCGCUGCCGCAGCCGCAUCAUCAUCCUUCACACCAUUCGCGGCAAACGUCUCCGAUCUCAUCGUCUCACGUUCAGCAUCAUUAUCAUCACCAUCAUCCGGGUGGACAUCAUCACAAUCACCUCGGUGCUACUAGUGUUAGUGGUCAUUCCUCGCAACUUACGCACAACAGCCGAAGCGAUCGGUCCGUCUCGAGAUCCCGGUCACGAUCGCCCAGUAGUUCCUGUUCGUCCACCAACAGUACUACCACCAGCCAGUCGAACGACACUUCGUCGACUACAAGAAGUCCUGCCAAUCUUGUGCUAGGUAGCAGCAGUGCUCCAUUCGGUAGUGGUCGAGAAGGACGUUCGGAUCGACUAGACCGUGAGCAGAUCUGUAACCGCGGAAACCUCCAGUCGGCAGUAACCGUUAGCAGCAACAGCAAUAACAAUGGUGGAAGCAGUUCCGGUGCCAGCAGUAGCAGUGGUUCGGGUGGAGGGAAUUUGAACUGUCAUUCGGAGGAUAACCGACCACUAGCGAUUUGCGUACGGAACCUACCGGCACGAUCGUCCGAUACUUCGUUGAAAGAUGGAUUAUUUCACGAGUACAAGAAGCAUGGCAAAGUGACAUGGGUGAAGGUAGUGGGCCAGAGUACCGACCGUUAUGCGUUAGUGUGCUUCAAGAAGCCGGAGGAUGUUGAGAAGGCACUGGAAGUGUCCCACGACAAGCUGUUUUUCGGUUGCAAGAUUGAAGUAGCACCCUAUCAGGGCUACGACGUUGACGAUAACGAGUUUCGGCCGUACGAGGCGGAGCUGGACGAGUACCAUCCCAAGUCCACCCGAACUCUGUUCAUCGGAAAUCUCGAGAAGGACAUCACGGCGAGUGAGCUGCGGAAGCACUUUGAUUGUUUCGGCGAAAUCAUCGAAAUCGACAUCAAGAAGCAAGGUGUUAGUGCGUACGCAUUUUGUCAAUAUUCGGACAUUGUUAGUGUAGUGAAAGCCAUGCGUAAAAUGGACGGUGAACAUUUGGGCAGCAAUCGAAUCAAGCUAGGGUUUGGUAAAUCGAUGCCCACAAAUUGUGUAUGGAUCGACGGAAUAGCGGAUAGUGUGGGCGAGGGCUAUUUGAAGUCACAGUUCGAUCAUUUUGGCGCCGUAUCACAAGUGACUAUUGACCGUGAGCGUAAGCUGGCGCUAGUGUUUUUUGAGCAGGUUCAGUGUGCGCAGGUUGCCGUAAAGGAAAUGCGCGGCGCGACAUUACGCGGGCGGAAAUUGCAGGUGGAUUUUGCCUCGCGCGAGUGUCAGGAUGCAUUUUUCGAUAAACUUGACAAACAAUCUAACGCGUCGUUCGGUUCACCACGUUUCGAGUCCGGCUCCAGCAGCCGAUAUGGAAACAAUCGGUACGUGGAAGGAUCCGGCCGAAGCAGGGCCGCUUCCUUCAGCCGGCCCAGCAAUCCGUUAAGCCUCAGCGGUGCCGUUUCUCCAAGGCUUGACCCGUCGCCCGUUUCGUCAAGUCGAGGGGGUGCCGCCGGAAGCAAUCCCAGUACACGAUCUCGAAUCGUUCGAUAUUCGAACGAAGACUAUUACCUGGAUGGUGCCAACAGCACCCACAGUACUGGCAACGAGCGAAGGUUUCGCAGCUAUGACGAGUACAGCCAAGGAUCGGCGGCCAGUUCGCACGAGGACGCAUACGAGCACGAUGGAUACAGCAGUGGGCACACGCGGAGUAGUGCUCAUGAUCGGUUACAACCGCCGGCGACUUCGGAUUCACCCCCACCGGCUGUGGCAUCGAGUGGGCUGUCCUCGUCGAUACAGUCCCGAUUGGGGGAUGUGGAACAACCCGCCGGUUUGGGUAGGAAACGAAGCGAGAAAAGUCCAGGUAAGUGAAUCGUUAUUUUUGACAGAAUA